AUGAAAUCUGUAUGUUUUUCUAAUAGUUUUGAACUCUUUGAGUUUAUAAAUGAUAAGAAGAAUGAUGUAGAAAUAGUUGCAUGUAUUAUUAGCAAUCUUUUAGGAAGCUUUUAUAAAUGCUUUUUUUAUGUUAGUGAAAUUACUUUAAAUAAAUUAGAAAAAGGGUUUCCUUUUGAUUCAUCAUCAAUUAAAUUAUGUUCUGAUACAGAACUUAGCGAUUUUUAUCUUAAAAUAGACUGUCAAACUUGCUAUAUUGAAGAAUGUGGAGGGAGAAAUGUUUUAAACGUCUUAGGUGAUAUUAAAAGAUAUAAUGGAUUUGACUAUUAUAAGUGCCCUAGAACUAUCUUAAAAAAAGCUUGCGAUUUCAUUAAAAAAAAAGGAGUAGCUGAUAAUGUUUUUAUAGGUAAUGAACUAGAGUUUUUUAUAUUUGAUAAGGUGAAUUAUUCUUUAGAUGAAUAUAAUUCUUAUCUAAAAAUAUAUGAUAGAGAAUCCUUUUGCUGUAAAAAUGAUUUAUCUGAAGUAUAUAAACAAAAUAAUAUUAAUAAAUAUGAAGGAUGUGAGGAAUCAUCUUCUUUUAAUAAUUACCUAAAUGAUGAUAGUAAAAAAGUAAAAAAGAAGUGUGGUUAUUUUAUAACGGAUCCUUAUGAUACUUCCAAUAUAAUUAAGCAUAAGAUAUGUCGGGAUUUAAACAAUUUAAAUAUUAAUGUGCAAAGAUAUCAUCAUGAAGUAUCUACAAGUCAACACGAACUAUCAUUAAAGUAUUUUGAUGCAUUAAAAAAUGCUGAUAAUAUAUUUAUAGCAAAGCAUGUUAUCAAAAAAAUUGUUAACACUUUUAAUAGAACGGCUACCUUUAUGCCUAAACCUAUAGUUAGUGAUAAUGGAACUGGUUUACAUUAUAAUAUUUCUCUUUGGAAAGAUAAUAAAAACAUUUUUUUUAUUGAUGAUCCAUCUACCUUUUUUUUAUCUAAAGAAGCUUUUUAUUUUAUGAAUGGAAUAAUAAAGCAUUCAAAGGCAUUGCAAGCUUUCUGUAAUUCAACUAUGAAUUCUUAUAAAAGAUUAGUACCCGGUUUUGAAACAUGUCAAAAUUUAUUUUACUCUUUUGGGUCAAGAAGUGCUGUUAUAAGGUUAUCAUUAAUCAACUAUGAUAAUCCUUCAGAAAAAAGAAUUGAAUUUAGACUUCCAGAUAAUUCCAAUUCUCCACAUUUAAUCACCGCUGCUAUUAUUUUAGCAGGGUAUGAUGGAAUUAAAUCAAAAGAUCAACCAUUAGUUCCCCGAUACUUGCAAUUCUCCACAUUUAAUCACCGCUGCUAUUAUUUUAGCAGGGUAGGAAUUAAAUCAAAAGAUCAACCAUUAGUUCCUCUUGAAAAUAGAGAUGAUCAAUUCUUUAUAUCAAGCAUAUUUUAUAAUUAUGUUGAAAAUUCAGAGAAAUUUAAAACACUUACACAUGCUUUGUCGGAUUAUGAUUCUAUGCAUAAUUUAAAGGAUUCCCCAAAUUUUCACAAUUUUUUUAAAUGUAAAGAACCAGAAAUGAUUUCUUUUUCUCUUGCAGAAAGUUUAGAAGCACUUGAAAAAGAUCAUGAUUUUUUAACUGCCGAUAAUAUUUUUACAGAGGUUAGAAAGAAAUAA
Plasmodium relictum is the source of this 1626-nucleotide messenger RNA. Its product is annotated as glutamine synthetase, putative. Lineage: Eukaryota; Apicomplexa; Aconoidasida; Haemosporida; Plasmodiidae. The record is from RefSeq and is a predicted model, not a curated record. Gene Ontology annotation, molecular function: glutamine synthetase activity.